AUGCCGGAAGCAUAUGUCCGACGCGCGUGGCUUUGCCGCGCCACUCCGGCAAUGAUCGAGCGCCUCAUUACUUGCUUCCGUUCCAGCACCUACUUGCCACUGUCAUCGUCUGAGCUCACCGACGAGACGGCCAUGGGGAAAGACACAGUAUCAGAACUAUCCAGUAGCGAGUAUGCGUCUCGACGUAAGGAGCUCUUAAAGCUGGUGAAGCAGCUUCGGGCAAUUGGUGCUCAAGCGGAGCUUGAUCUACCGUGCAUUGCCGUCAUUGGCAACCAGAGUGCUGGCAAGUCCAGUGUUGUAGAAGCGAUAUCAGGAAUCAAGGUUCCCAGAGAUGCGGGAACAUGUACCCGCUGCCCCAUGGAAUGCCGCCUUUCUUCGUCCGACAUGCCAUGGAAAUGCCAGAUAUCUAUCCGGUGGGAGUUCGACGACAAGGGGAAACGCAGAGACGACGUACAAGAAGUGCCUUUUGGCGGGGCUAUCACGAACAAAGGAGAUGUUGAACUCGCUUUGCGUCGCGCGCAGGCUGCUGUGUUGAACCCCUCCGUGUCGCCGAGCAAGUUCCUGCUCAUGAGCGCGGAUCAUCUCAAGGCACCGGCAGGCACGCGCAAGACUCUGGACUUCUCUAGAAACGUUGUGUGCGUCGACCUCGUCGGCCCGGACCUGACGGACCUCUCGUUCAUCGACCUGCCAGGCACGUAUUCCCCAAAUGCUGAACCUGAGAUCGUGAAGCUCGUCGAAGACUUGGUUGUCUCUCACAUUCAAGGGAAUUGCCUGAUUCUUGUCGCACUUCCGAUGACUGACGAUAUUGAAAACCAAAAGGCCUUGCGGCUCGCUCAUCAGGUUGAUCCUAAAGGGCUUCGAACAAUUGGUGUUCUCACGAAGCCGGACAUGCUGACUUCGGGUGCGACAAAAGCCCGCGAUCUCUGGAUGGACGUCAUCGAAGGGCGAAGACAUCCCCUCCUCAACGGCUACUACUGCACCAGACAACCUGACGACGCCGAGCGAGCGAAGGAUAUCUCCGCCGCAGAAGCCAGGAAGGUCGAGGCAGAUUUCUUUGGGAACACUAUCCCCUGGUCGCGCGCUACGAACAAGAAUCGGUUCGGCACCGGGAACCUCGUUGCAACUUUGAGCAAGCUGCUCACAAAACUCAUAGACGAGCGGCUUCCGCACCUCCACAAACAAGCUAAGGAAGUCCUCCGCGACUGUAACGAGGAGCUCGAUUCGUUGCCUCAAGCUAUCGAAGCCGAACCUGCGACAUACGUCUUGGGCCUCAUCACUGCCUUCUCCACCAACGUUCAGGGCUUUGUCGCUGGGGGCCUCGACUCCGGCCGACUUGUACACGAGAACCGCGACUCGUUCCGGGAAUUCAAGUAUGCCGUCCGGCGGACGGCACCGAAUUUCAUUCCCUACCCCGAGGGAACAAUCAGUAGUGCGGUGUUUGAGAACUAUAUCGGUGACGGCGAGGAUGAGGGCCCGGCAGAAGGGCUUGUUAGUGCGCAGGCGCCCGUGUAUCUGACGGAUAUGCUACAGCACAUCGAAAAAUCUAUUACUCGAGAACUGCCGGAUGACGUCCCGUUUCCAUGCAAAGUCUCCCUCAUUAAAGCAUUCCAGACGACCUGGAGACCGUCGGCUAUGGUGUGCUUCGAACGCGUCCGAGCGUCCGUAAUUAACCUGCUCCAUGACAUGAUGAAGGACCAGUUCGACCGAUACGAUGCCCUGCACAUAGUCUUACGAGGAUACGUGGCCGAUCUCGUACAUAAGCAUCAAGUGUUAUGCUUGCAGAGGAUCGGCGAGAUGCUCGAGAUCGAGUCCGAGCCUUUUACGCAGAACGGGCAUUAUUACGACUCGUGCCGGGAUAAGUGGCUCGCAAAAUACAAGGACGCCCGCGCAGGAAAGCUGCCCGUCUCACAGGAACGACCGGCAAAAGUGCGCAAGUUAUCGCAGCAAACAGCCGGCGCGCCGCCAGCUGCGUCGGCGACGAGCUUUACUUUCCAGAGUCUGAACGGACAGCAGUCGACAUCCUCUGGCUUCCGUGGCACUCCUUCGCCAUUCAGUUCUAUCGCGACCUUAGCUGGAUCUACUUCAACUCCCUCCACGGCUACGCCGUUCGCCUUCAAGCCGGGCGCAUUCGGUGCUGGGCCAGCUCCUGCCAGUCCGCAGCAGUCUGCGACACAUCUAAAAACCUCGUCGACGAAGGAAAAAGCAAAAGCAAAUGGAAUGCGUGCUUCUCUCCAUGCGCCAACGUCCUCGGAGGACAGCAGCGGAAGCGAUGAUAGUACGGUAUCUUCUUCGUCUGCCGAGGAACCUCGCAUGACGACUGUCACGAAACCGGUGCUAUCCCAGCCGACGCUGAGCGAGGAAGACCAGGCGAAGGUCAACGCUGCGUUGGCCGCCUUGGCGGAUAUCGGAUACACCGGGAUCACACAGGAAGACCUGGGGAAGCUGAAUCCGCCCGACGAGUUCGCGAGGGAAAUCAAUGUCAUGGCGCAAGUGCGUGCCUACUUCCAGGUGUCAUAUAAGCGUGUCAUCGACAAUGUACCCCUCAUGAUCGAUCAUAAAUUCGUGCGUGCGAUCGCAAAGGAUCUUCAGUCAUCCUUGAUAUCUCAGCUUGGCCUGGGAACCGCCAAUGCAAGCACUCGGUGUGCCACAUAUCUCGCUGAGGAUCCGCAUGUCGUUGCUCGGCGGGAGGAGCUCAUCGCCCGGAAGAAGCGCCUGGAGGGUGUGACGAAGGAGCUGAGUAACUUUGGUCUCAAAUCUGCUUGAUCGGCCGUGGGUCUUGGUUAUCUAGUUGGUUCGUUAUGCUUCGUAGACUUCAGCAUCAGGUUUGGCUUAGGGUGUCAUACAUUGCUGUCUACGCUUGCAUUAAUCGAUGUUAUUUCAGGCAAGUAGUUGUAGCUACCGAGUUCGCCAGUUGGUAUCUCUCGGUUUACUCCUGGCCAGAAACUCGAUCGUUUUGGGUGUAUUCAGCCGAGUCUCGAGAUUCAAUGUUUG
This is a messenger RNA of Gloeophyllum trabeum ATCC 11539, 2991 nucleotides long. RefSeq lists its product as uncharacterized. The record is from RefSeq and is a predicted model, not a curated record. Gene Ontology annotation, cellular component: cytoplasm; membrane; microtubule. Bases 1 to 2763 code for a protein of 920 amino acids. Gene Ontology annotation, molecular function: microtubule binding; GTP binding; GTPase activity. NCBI's taxonomy places the organism in Eukaryota, Fungi, Basidiomycota, Agaricomycetes, Gloeophyllales, Gloeophyllaceae. The transcript is spliced from 11 exons.